Molecule: messenger RNA, 2064 nt
Organism: Gilbertella persicaria
Lineage: Eukaryota; Fungi; Mucoromycota; Mucoromycetes; Mucorales; Choanephoraceae
Exons: 6
Coding region: 1-2064 (687 amino acids)
Molecular function (GO): guanyl-nucleotide exchange factor activity
Source: RefSeq, a predicted model, not a curated record
AUGGGUAAUAAAACAAACAACAGACAGCUCAAUUCCUAUGACUUUUCUAGAACACACGUUCAAAUGGGCGGUAUUCAUAAGAAAGUCCAUGAAGCAAAAGCUUCACGUGUGGGAAGAAAGGCAAAAGAAAUACUUAAAAGGAAUUUGGGCUUUUUUUUAAAAAAGGGCAUUAGCACCCAACAGCUAUUGAACUACUAUGCAACUAACAAGUACAAUUCACUUUCCAACAUCAAUAGUCAGAACACCAAGCUUCCUUCCAAUGAACAAGAAGAUCAACAGAGCCAUCAAGCACUUAUUCAUGCUUUGGCACAAAAAUAUGCCUUACAUGCUUCUCCUUCCUGGCAAUAUGUUGCUUCAACUAUUGGAGAGCCUAAGCUUCCACCCGUAGAUGCUUUGCCCCGUACCUGGAAAGAAAGCCUGAAGCCAGAACAUCAACAUCUGUAUGGAUUUACUCUGAAGCAAGCUAAAUAUCAAGAACUGAUUUAUGAAAUUAUUUUGACUGAACAGUCUUAUGUAGAUGAUUUAAUUUUGGUGUACAAAAUAUUCAUUAAAGAAGCACUUUGCUGGGAUGGUUUGUCUUCAUCCGUAAGACAUUUAUUUGAAAAUAUUUUUCAAAUCAUACGAUUACAUUUGCAAUUACUCAAGAUUACUCGGUUUGGAGUUUAUGCUUCUUAUUUCUCAAAUUUUGAAAAGGCAAACAACACAAUAGCAGACAGUUUGAAAUCAUUAGAUGAAUUUGGAUUUUUUGUUGCACGCCGAUCGUUAUGGGCCGAAUGUCGAAAUCUUCCACUUUCUGCUUACUUGCUAAAGCCUAUUCAAAGAGUUAUGAAAUAUCCUUUAUUCUUCAAGUCAUUGCUAGAAUGUCUGCCAACAAACGAUGGCGAUAUGCACAAUAUUCAAUGCUUCUUAUCAGAGAUGGAUAUUAUACUGCGUUACUUUGAAAAACAAAAGAAAGAAUCUGAAGACUUUAUUAAACUAGAAGAUCUAGCGGGAAGAAUAACAGGACUGGAAGGAUCUACCAUUCGUUUAGCAGAGCAUGGCAGAAAAUUAAUUUAUGAAGGAUACUUAACAAUAGUUCCCAAUACACAGCAACAAAUGACAACACGGUUCGACGAUUCUGACAUAUCAUUAUCGAGUUCCAUUCAUCCUCCAACACUCAGCAGACGAAACAGUACGUUCUCUUUAGCAUCUAAAAAACAAAAAAGAGCCUAUGUAUUUUUGUUUAAUGAUUUGAUUGUCUGUACAAGGGAAAGAACCAAAAGAAAGACAAGUCAAACAGAGAACAGAAUGAUGGCACCUCCUCCUAAAAAAGAUUCGUUUUAUGGUCCUUCUCCAGAUACACUUUUCAAAAUUACUCAUACACCAGGCAAACUGACAUUAGUCGACAAAAAUGUGGUCCGAGAAGCAUGUCCAAACAGUGAGAAACUAUCAAGGCGAGGUUCAGCAUUGUUCCAAUCUUUGCGUAGAUAUGGUUCUCGCUCUAAUGAAGACAGCGAUUUUCCUGCAUCGUCUUAUAGUGCUCCAUUUUACAAAGACGCACAGCAAAUGCAGGUCCAACAAGUGACAUACGAGAAACAUCCUCUUCAAUUUAUCUGCUCUGUUGCAACUCGAAAUUUGACAAAUAUUCAUUUUGAAGCAGAAACUCCAGAAGAGAAAGAGAUAUGGUGCCAUUAUCUUGAGAGUGUUUUGGAAGAACACGUUCAGAGAAAUACCCAACAACAGCAACAGAAAGAGGAACCUUUCUCAGUUGAAUACAGUCAAACCAGCUCGCAAAGAGCAUCGCUAAGUCCUACAAAUUCACAUUACUCAUUUGAGAGUGUCUCUUCCAUUGAUUCCAUGGUCUUUUCGGCUGCUUGGACAGGCUAUUGCGAUGUUGAAAAAAUGGAAUUGGAUGAUGAUCUUGAUCCUCAGAAAUUAGAUACUACCAUAGAUAAAAAUCAAGCACUUAUAGAUACGCUCUUGUGUGAAUUUGACGAUAGUGUUUGGUCUAUUGGUACUCCCGCAGGAUUGUCGCCUCAUCAGUUACGAAAAACUUUUUCUGACAUAGGCUCUAGCUUUCAAUAA